AAUCAAAAAUUCAGUAGGAGCUAGCUGAGGCAAGGCCGAUACGAGGCUAGGCCGAGGUUACCUUAUUUUCCAGCAGUUCCAGCGUAGAGCUAGCAGUUAGAGGCAUGUCGGCCGAGAACUCAACUUUAAAAUCAGCCGGGAAAAACAAGGUUUCUGGCCUAGCAACGGCGUAUCUUGUCUUGUACAAUGUAGUCCUCUGUGCAGGAUGGCUGUCUGUAGGUGCAAUGGGGGUACGUUACUAUCUCCAAGAAGGUACCAACGUGGGUCUCUAUGAUGCCAUUGAACUACCCCUCAAGGCCUUUCAGACAGCUGCCAUUCUUGAGGUUGUCCAUUGCUUAAUCGGAAUUGUGCCAUCCUCGGCAGUUCUAACUGCAUUUCAGGUGACGUCCCGUCUGGUCAUUCUGUGGCCUGUCACCCAUAGUGUAAUAGAGGUUCAGAAUGAGAAGAGUAUUAUUCUGUAUGUAAUGGCUUGGACCAUUACUGAAGUGAUACGCUAUGCAUUCUAUGUCUUUGCCCUGCUCAACCGUCUACCAUACGUGUUAAUGUGGCUACGAUACACCCUCUUCAUUGUCCUUUACCCCAUUGGUGUAACAGGUGAGCUGUGGACUAUCUACCUUGCAUUACCAUACGUGAAGAGCACAGGACUCUACUCUCUAGAGCUACCAAACGACUACAACAUUUCCUUUGAUUACUACAGCGUCCUUAUCUUCCUCAUGAUUCUCUAUAUUCCAAUAUUCCCAAGGCUGUAUUCACACAUGCUGAGGCAGAGGAAGAAAAUGCUUGGCGGCGUCCCGGGAACCAAGAGAGAUUAACCCCACCUUCACACUCUAGUAGUUUUCUACAUUUGUAAAUUCCGUUGAUUUUCUGAUGCAGUUUGAGCUAGAAUUCUAUGAAUAAACCAUUGAUGUCAAUAGAUGGAUAGAGCUACAAUGCAAAUAUACCCUGCCGUUUUGGGUAAUGGAGACAAUCGUGAAAUGAAAAUAUGGAAAUUGUUUAUCUCAUUUAUAUCAUUAGUCAGUAUUAUUUGAAGUAAGGAUUUAUCUACAGUAGAGUACCACAUGAAAUUAUUUCUCAAAUACAAAGGUUUAUAAAUUUUGGGCAACACACAUCGAAUGUGCUCAACUUGCCAUGCCUUUAUUGACCGUGGAUUGAAAAAGUAGAGAGAGUUAGAAUGAGAGAGGGGAUAUAUUAGAAUCGUUUUCACUAUAUAAUGAAUACAGAAAAGUUUUUUUUUAAUUAGAUCGGCUGGAAGUUUUCAUAAAAUUGCUGUAUUCGACUUUUACAGAUUACUUAAUUCCCAAAUUUGCUCAUUAUUACGGAAUUGCCAGUUACUCAAUAUUUAGAAGGAAAUCUGAUAGAUUUGAGAUUUUUUUGUUUCAGGCAACAUAACAUUGAUGUUAUGUGGCCCUUUUGCUGUGUACACUAUGCAAAUUCAUGGCUUUGAAAUGGGGUUACUUUUCACAACUUUCUGCCUAAAUCUGCAAUAAUGGAUAGUUUAAUGUUGUAAUGAAUGAAGUUUCCAGGGCUCGUGAGCAUUUCGGGGGCUAGAUCGCCCCGAGCCCCCGUGUUAUUUUUUUCCCUGCAUCACUGUUCUGGGAGGAGGAGAACUCAACCAAGGAUAACGGGGUUUGUCAGGGUGGGGGUCAUCAAGUAAAGUUGUCUACCAUUGAGAGUUGCCCUUGGCCAUCUCAAACAAUAAUUGCUUGAUGGACUCCUUGCAGUCAUGUCAUAGACUACCAGAUGAGUAUUCAGAAAUUAAAGAACCAUUUUACAAUUAAUAUUUUACUAUGUUAGGCACAUGAUAUUGGAGACUGCACACACAACACACACACAAUCUUUUUUAAAAUUAAUUUUCCUUGUCAAUGUAUUCAAUGGAAUGGCAGGUAUAACUCUGACAAAUAAUUUUUGUCUGUGUGGUAACAAGAUCUUGCAACUCAAUUAUGGAAAAUCACUCUUUUUUGUUCAUGAAUGGUAAAUCUAUCAAUACACCACUGUUGUCAUGAAGAGGGUUCAAGAAGCACAACUGGCCAAAAUCAUGAAGAAAUCCAGAAGUUAAUUUUUUUAUAUAUUGAACUACACUGUUAAAAGUAUUCAACUUUAAUACAACUGAUGCCAAAAUCAUGAAGAAAUCCAGAAGUUAAUUUUUUCAUAUAUUGAACUACACUGUUAAAAGCUCUUGGUUCUCACAAAAUUUUAUAGAGUUUAAGCCUCACUUAAUUCUUCAACUGUAAUACAACUGAUGUAAAUUCCUUAGCAAAGCAGGAUAAGUAGUAAAUAAUUGAUCUUUGAAUACUUGUCCAUGAAGGCAUCAUGUUUUGUGUUCAAAGAUGUCUUUAUUGGAAGUAGCGUUAUAUGUUUAAGUACUUUAUUUGAGGGUUGUGCCCAGGUGUAUGGGCAUAUAAAGUGCAUCCCACAAAAAUCAAAAUCGAGAUUUAGAGAUGAAUUAUCAUAACUUAAUCGCAAAUAAAAUAAGACAAAUGACCUAUCAUUGUAAAGCUUAGAGUCUUCUCUUUCACCUGGUGUAACAUAUAGUAUUUCUUCAUGCAUGAGUGAGAAAAAACAAUUUGAAAAAAGGAUACCAAAAAGUCAUUUGGUGGGGGGAAUCUGAAUUUCAAGUAGAAAAUUGCAUGCCUAAAAAGUCCAAUGUCUGCUCUUUAAUUUGGUUCAUCACUCACAGAAAAUGGUUUAGAAAUAACAAAAUGGUGUUCCUUCGAAACAAUGCUUGUAUUUCCAUAAAUGUGUUUCCAUCGGUUUCCAACCAAAGCUAUCACACAGUUAACAAAUAUGCAUGACUGAUCGUCAGCAAAACAGAGUUUCAAAUAAGUUUUUUUUUUUUUUUUAGUUGAGUUUCGAAUAAGUUUGUAAAACCUCUUAAUUUCAUGAAAUUAUUGAAAUUCAGGUCCUUAUUUCAAAUAAGUAGAACUUUGUUAUUUCUUGAUCAUUUUCUGUAAUUGAGGUAGCAAAUUAAAGAGCAGAUAGCAGAUAUUGAAGUUUUAGAAAUUUGUUAUUUUUUAUUUAAACCCAGAUACCACCCGCCGAGUGACUUUUAGGUAUCCUUUCUUCAAAUUGUUUUUGAUCACUCAUGCAUGCAUGAGGAAUAAUCUGAAGUUAUUUCAGAUGAAAGAGGAGAAUCUAAGCUUUAUAAUGACAGGUCAUUUGUCUAUUGUAGUGUGAUUAAGUUAUGAAAAAUAAUCGAUCAAUUUCAGAUUCAUGUUUUUUUAUGGGACACACUGUAUAUUUUGACUUGAAUGCAUCGUGACUGUGUCUCAUUGAAAAAAAAUAUGUACAUCACCAAUGUUGAUGUUCUUCGUCUUAUAAUGCACAAAAUUCAAUCAAUUUGGUGUAAAGAAAGAGUGAAGUGGAGGGAGGAUGAGGGUGAAUCUGGUCAACUCCGUAGUCAGGAACUAAACCUGGGCCCCGUCUUACAAAGAUUUGCGAUUGAUCCGAUCAAACGCAACUAUGGAAGGCCAGUAACCUCAAGAUCUAUUAUGUUUGUUCAAAAUACUUUCUAUGAUGCAUAUUCAUGCACUGUUUUCUUGAAAAUUUACUGUGCUUCUCUUUGUUUACAAAGGACAUUGUGCAAAUAUCCUGUAGAGAAAAUUAUGACACUGAUGGAUUUCCAUAGAGUUACGAUACAUUGGAUCGAUUGUAACUCUUUGUAAGACAGGGCAUAGAUUUACAACCUGGAUGACUGACUAAUAAUGGAACGCCUAGAUUUUACUCUGUUGUAUGUUAUUCAUGCAGGAACGGAAAAUUGGCAACUUGAUAUACCCAAAGUUCAGACUUGUUGGGAUUAUGCCCGUUCAGUUGCCGGUUUUACUUUGUGAGAUUUUAUAGUGGAUAUCAAAACAUUGUUAUUCAAGACGAUUCUGCAUGAUGUACUUUGAAUGAAUGAAAUAUAAAAACUCACAUUGUCAUCGUAAUCAUUGUUGCUUUUAACUAAAACCAACUUUGAGUAAUGACUUUGAUAUUUGAAUGAAAAGUCAUUUUAUAGAUAAAGAGGAAAGUUGCUUGCCAGGAGUUAAUUUUAUUAUGACUUAUAUUAUCAUGUUUGCAGUUGUACUACAAAUAUAUUAUCCUUGAUUUUUCUUAUGCAGUUGGCAGUUCUAGGGGUAGUUACGAGUGACGGGGGGGGGGGGGGGGGGUCAAAGGAGUUUAUUGAAAAGUCCAAAUACAUGCUACACUUAUCAAUAAGAAACUGGUUUCUAUAUAAUAAAUGGAUAAAAAUAGUUUAAUUGCUUGGCAGGAAUUUUCAACUCUCGUACGUCACAGGGUCUAUAUUUUAUUACAUCAUCUAUAGCAGGGUUAUCAGUGAGUUUGCAGUAUGCCAUGUAUGGCGUAUUGGGCCUUUGAUGCGGCGCAUGUAAGCUUCUAUGAAGAAACAUGAAUAAAGAUGUUUCAUUUUUUUUCCCCAAAAAAUUAUGUAGAAUGUUUAGGAUCAAGUCAUUGUUGUUUACACAAAUAAUCACAAAAUAAUAGCAAUUAUAGGGCCAAAAGGUCUCGUAUUGAAAACCUUUGAUGGGUUCUGACCCCUCGAUGCCACCAACUACCAAGGGCCCUUAAGAUGAGUCCCUAGAUCAUGUAUAGGUGAGGUUAUACUGACCUCACUCAUGCAUGUUGGAUACACAAUUCUAAUGACACGUAUGGUACUUCUACAUAAGUAAUUGAGAACCCCUUAUGUAAUAGCACAAUGAUUCCUCUUUGCUUUGGACUAUAAACUAUUCAUAUAUCUUGAUCUGUGCAACAUUAUGUAAAAUAGUGUUUAAAAUGAUGUUAAUGUGAUUUGUAAUAUGAGUAAUAAACUCAUUUGAAAAUGUUCAUCACAUUAAGUACUGUGAAACACAGUGUGGGAUAAUGUCAUCUGUUGUGCAUUGUCUGUGCUUUUGUUCUGGGGGGACGAACAAGUAUGUUUGCUCUUAAAAAAAAUUAUCUAAGGAUCCAGCUCUAACAAACAUUACAUUACAUUACAUUGUUUUCACCUGUACAUUUUAAUCUUUCAGUAUGGUAUGGAUAAUUUGAUUUGGUUUGAUUCUGGAGUGAUAGGUUAUAUCUCAGAGAAAAUCGUGUCAUUUACUUAUUGGAAUAUUGAAGUGAGUAUAGUCAGUCAUAUACAUGAAUAUUUUAUAUUCAAUUAUGGUUUUUGAAGCAAAAAGUUGUCUAAUCUAAUGCGUGUAUGUUCAAGCCUUGUUGAUGUGUAAUUCUAAUCGAACAUGAAAUCUAAAAAAGUUUGCAUCAUCUAGAUAUAGCCAUGUUGUACCUCAAAUAGGUUUUUUCCAUAUCUUAAAUAAAUAAGUGGCACAGACUUUCAUUCAGGUUUUGCUUGAAGAGUGACUGUAGAAAUACCAUCAAUUGACUCUUUGAUUGCUUGUGAGGGCAAAUUUUCAAAUAUUUAGAUAAUACAAGCCGAUAUGCACAUCAUAAACCAGAACUUGGUAUCUUUGUGCAAACAUUGUUGUCCUCUUUAACAUUAAUGUAACUAGGUAAUAUAGGUUGUCAUUCAGCUCCAUGUGAUUGGUAUAAUUCAUUACCUAUAAUUCACUUGUAUAGGAUUUCAUUUAAAGAAUGAUCGAAAGGAACAAAUAUAAGUUUGAACUCAUAUAUGGCUACCUGUGACAAGCGUUAAUUUACAUUAUGGAACAUACAUUGUGGAGAGUAAUGAAAAAUAUGAUUAUUAUUCAACCUUUAAUUCUAAGUGGACACCUAUUCAGCAUUUCAUAUAAGGAAUUGUGCUUCGUGUACAAUGCUGAAUACAGUAAGCCCUCCCAGGGUAAAUCCAUUCUAUGUGGAGUUUUACUCUAAAUUAUAAAUGGAGAUAUGAAAUACUCUGUAUUUUCUAUGAAAUUUAAAACAAAAUGUAAUUAUUUCACCAACAUCAAUCAUGGAUUGAAAUGAAAGUGUGGUUGCAAAAUAAAAAGUACUUGUUUUUAAUUGAA
This is a messenger RNA of Lytechinus pictus (painted urchin), 5933 nucleotides long. RefSeq names its product very-long-chain (3R)-3-hydroxyacyl-CoA dehydratase 2-like. Gene Ontology annotation, cellular component: endoplasmic reticulum membrane. The transcript has 6 exons. Gene Ontology annotation, molecular function: 3-hydroxyacyl-CoA dehydratase activity. The coding region runs from base 105 to 812 and encodes 235 amino acids. NCBI's taxonomy places the organism in Eukaryota, Metazoa, Echinodermata, Echinoidea, Temnopleuroida, Toxopneustidae. Gene Ontology annotation, biological process: very long-chain fatty acid biosynthetic process; fatty acid elongation; sphingolipid biosynthetic process. The record is from RefSeq and is a predicted model, not a curated record.